This is a messenger RNA of Capsicum annuum, 381 nucleotides long. RefSeq lists its product as uncharacterized. The record is from RefSeq and is a predicted model, not a curated record. The coding region runs from base 1 to 381 and encodes 126 amino acids. NCBI's taxonomy places the organism in Eukaryota, Viridiplantae, Streptophyta, Magnoliopsida, Solanales, Solanaceae. The transcript has a single exon.
AUGGUUUGGGAGGACGCUUCAAAAUCGAGAGUGAAUCAACCUUAUGAGUUGGACGAGUUUCCGCUCAAGGCAUAUGAAAGCUCCGUAUUGUACAAAGAGAAGAUGAAGAGGUGGCAUGAUGCCAAAAUCUUAAAGAGAGAGUUUCGUGUGGGUGAUGAUGUCCUUCUCUUCAAUUUAAGAUUGAAACUCUUUGCGGGGAAGCUUAGGUCGAAGUGGUCGGGCCCAUUCGUGAUCUCAAAUGUUUACCCGAAUGGAGCUAUUGAGUUGGAAGAUCACGAGAAGAAGAAAUUUAUGGCGAAUGGCCAACAAUUGAAACAUUAUCAUGUCAGAGGACUCGGAGUGACUAAAUUCGAGUUGCUUCGCUUCGAAGAUCCAAAAUGA